Messenger RNA from Hypomesus transpacificus, 1937 nucleotides. Its product is annotated as 4-galactosyl-N-acetylglucosaminide 3-alpha-L-fucosyltransferase 9-like. Gene Ontology annotation, molecular function: alpha-(1->3)-fucosyltransferase activity. Gene Ontology annotation, cellular component: membrane. The coding region runs from base 465 to 1541 and encodes 358 amino acids. The record is from RefSeq and is a predicted model, not a curated record. NCBI's taxonomy places the organism in Eukaryota, Metazoa, Chordata, Actinopteri, Osmeriformes, Osmeridae. The transcript is spliced from 2 exons.
AGUACACGGCUUAAAGGGAACGUUCUUUCUGGAAGAAGUUACGUGGCCGUGUGCAUUGCUUUUGCCGUGGUGGAUUGUAUGAUCCAUGUUUACUUUUUGGGCUGUUUAAAAAUAGGGUGCACGCGCAAUUAGAUCGACUAACAAAAUCUGACUUGAAUUUGUAGGAUUGCGUGAGCUAAAAUUGGCCUUUAUGGCACCGCUUUAGCCCCGCUUGAUUAAUUAAACUUAUUCAAGUCUGGUUUGGGACUUUAAAUCCAGCUUUUUUGAGCGGCUUUUAUGGAACAGGCCUCUGCUGUUUGUCUUCUCACAACACAACACACAAGUGCACAACACAGAUACGUGCCAUAGAAAACGCACAUUGAUUUCACUGAGUGGACACGCUAAUGAAAUGAGGAUCGGGGAUAUUGCACAUCGUUGACAGGGUCUACACUCAACUAAUUUGUUGGAGAACGAACGGUCUCAAAAUGCUGAAAACUGCCACCGCUGGAAUUUCAAGCAACAUAGUUUAUGUGUUAUUAAUUAUCGGAGGAUUCUUAACACUGUUUUCUAUGUACUAUAAGACUCCAAUGUUACCUUGCCAGAGCCAGCCUUCUUACUCAGUUAAGAACACAGCUUACUCAUCGGCAACUAAACCGAUCAUGCUGCUUUGGUUCUGGCCUGAAAAUGAUAGGUUUAAUUUUAAGGACUGCAAGACGUUCUUCAACAUUGACGGUUGCAAGCUUACAGACAACAGGACCCUGUACAGUGAAUCUGAUGCAGUGCUCAUCUUUCAUAGAGCCAUAAACCACAAUGCAUCAAAUCUACCCCCCUCACCAAGACCCUCAUUUCAAAAGUGGAUUUGGUUUAAUGUGGAAUCACCAACAAACACACAGAAAGUUCCAGGUAUCGAGAAACUUUUUAAUGUGACUUUAAACUACCGGCAGGAUGCAGACAUUCCUGUUCGCUGGCAGUUGUCUAAAAAGACCAAAGAUGACUUUGCGCUGCCCAAGAAAGAACGAAUGGUCUGCUGGAUUGUGAGCAACAAUGACUCUCACACUGGGACAGAGCUGAGGUAUAACUACUACAGAGAGCUUGUGAGACAUAUUAAGGUGGAUGUGUUUGGCAAGGUGUUUGGUAGUUUCUUAAAAUAUGAAGAUUAUUUCUCAACCAUCGCAAGCUGCAAAUUCUACCUUUCCUUUGAGAACUCCGUUGACAAAGAUUACAUCACAGAAAAGCUGAAUGGACCACUAGCAGCAGGAACAGUACCUAUUGUAUUGGGUCCCCCCAGACAGAACUAUGAGAACUUUAUACCAGGGGAUUCCUUCAUCCAUGUAAAUGACUUUCCUGAUGCAAAAGCUUUGGCUGACUUUCUCCUGCAGUUGGACAAGAAUGAUGAGGCCUAUAUGCGCUAUUUCAAUUGGCGUCAGUAUUACUCUGCUAGGCCUCACCUGAUUAAACGGAACCAAAAAUUCCUCCAGGCCAUCUGCUAUGCCUGUGACCACGUGGGAAGACACAGAGAAUACAGGGUUGUUUCCGAUCUUUACAAGUGGUAUUUUGGUUAAAUUGUUACUUUCAUUCCUAGUAGGAAAAACUGUAAACUGUAAAGCUCUCUCUUGGAAGUCGCUUUGGAUAAAAGCCUCUGCUAAAUGAAUAAAAAGCCCUUUUUGACCCAAACAUCAACACACCGACAAACCGAAAAUACGACCGGCGCUAUAUUUCUCUCUUUUGACAUUGGCAUGAACCUGAGUUUAUAUUGUUGGUGUUUGAUUAUAAAAUGCAAGUGAUCUAUCUAACAAUUUUUAGUGUUCUGUCACUAUACCCCUGUCCUAGUUGCACAAUACCUUAGUGCGGUAUUACUCUUAUUGAGGGACUUGUAGGCCUACCUGAUUUAACUUCUUGUACUCGCUGUGAAUUAUAUUAUUGUUGAUUGCUUUUUUUUGUACAGGUACACUCUUGCA